Hemicordylus capensis (graceful crag lizard) is the source of this 13178-nucleotide messenger RNA. RefSeq names its product Rho GTPase activating protein 39 (gene ARHGAP39). The transcript is spliced from 12 exons. Gene Ontology annotation, cellular component: cytoplasm; cytoskeleton. The coding region runs from base 296 to 3673 and encodes 1125 amino acids. Gene Ontology annotation, biological process: signal transduction. The record is from RefSeq and is a predicted model, not a curated record. Gene Ontology annotation, molecular function: GTPase activator activity; protein binding. Lineage: Eukaryota; Metazoa; Chordata; Lepidosauria; Squamata; Cordylidae.
CCGGACGCCGCGGCUUCGUCCGCUGCCGACCCGAACCGCGCUUCGCGGCUUCAGUUCAGUCGGUGGCCGGGACUCACGAGGAGGUGGCGGCGGCGGCGGAGGAGCGGGCGGGGAGCCGCAGCGCUGCCGGGGCCAUGGGCUGCCGGGCGGGGGCCGCCGCUGCCGCCUCUGCCGCCGCCCCUCGCCGAGCCCGGUGACGACCCCGCCGGGCCGGGGGAGAAGAUGGCGGAGAGGGUAAUGUGGUGGCGGGCCCUGGCCUGAAGAUGCAGCCUUCUGAAGCUAGUGCACAAAAGAAAUGGGGGAGAUGGUGAUCACCAAAGCUAUAUCCGAAAAGAGCCCAAGGACCACCAUCACAAAAAGGCUGGAAUGGGUGGAAAUCAUCGAGCCGCGCACCCGGGAGCGCAUGUACGCCAACCUGCUCACGGGGGAGUGCGUCUGGGACCCGCCCGCCGGCGUCCGCAUCAAGCGCACCAGCGAGAACCAGUGGUGGGAGCUCUUUGACCCCAACACCUCCCGCUUCUACUACUACAAUGCCACCACCCAGCGGACGGUGUGGCACCGCCCGCAGAACUGCGACAUCAUCCCACUGGCCAAGCUCCAGACCCUGAAGCAGAACACCGAGUCGCCCCGGGCCUCCACGGAGAACAGCCCUGGGCGCAGCAGCAAUGUCAGCCGGGAAGGCAGCACCAGCUCCUCCCUGGAGCAGGAGCCGGAGGGCGGGGAGAAGGCGGCGGCGGCGGCGCAGGAGCAGAGCCGGCCCAACCGCCAGCCCUCCCAGUUCGCCACCGUCAAAGAAGAAGCCGAAAGCUCCUCGCCUCCUGGAGUUUUCGAGAAGGAAUAUGAGAUCUAUCGAGAUUACAGUUCUGAUGGGCAACGACUUCAUUACAGGGCAUCGUCUCUUCGGUGGAACACGGGCACGAAAGAGCGGAUGCUCAUCAAGGUGACGGACCGCGAGCCCAGCUUCCUGAUGCACCAGGGCAAUGGCUACACCCCCGACAACCAGCAGGGGACCCGGUCGCGCAGGCCCUCUGGGGGCCAGCCGUCCCCCAACCUCCAGACCUUUGCCCCUGAUCCUGACAACUCCGUCUUCUUCCCCGAGAGGAAGCCGUCACCCUUCCUGAAACGGGCCGACCACAUGGGCAGCUGCUCCCCGCUGCUGGGGCGGGGGGAGUCUUUCUGCUCCCCGCUCCAGGCCCAGCACCGAAAGCACUCCAGCGAGUCCCAGCCCUCCUCCCCGCGCUACGCCUACGAGCCCCCCUUAUACGAGGAGCCUCCCAUGGAGUACCAGGCCCCCAUCUACGACGAGCCCCCCGUGGAUAUGCAGUUUGAGGCCAGCGGGAGCUACAAAGCCGGCUCGCCCCAGAAGUCGCCCAUCCGCAAGCCUCACCCUUUCCUGCAGUCGCCCAAGCAGGGCUCCAAUUCGCCCUACCAGCAGCUGGUGUUGACCAAGCAGAAGGGCCCCGACCGCUUCAUGAGCCUGGAGUACAGCCCCGCUGGGAAGGAGUACGUCCGGCAGCUGGUCUAUGUCGAGCAGUCCGGCUCCAGCCCCAAGGUGAAGACCGGCCUCCGGCAGCACAAGUAUUCCCCCAACCCGAUCGGUGGCUCCUACUCCCUGCAGCAUAGCCCCUGCCUGAUGAGGGACCAGCGCCUGGAGGUCAAAUCCGGGGACUACAGCAGCAUGGAAGGGGCUGAUUUCCAGCACAGCCCGCCCGUCAGCCAGGCCUCUCAGGGCGAAGACUCCAUGUCAUGGUCCAGCCAGCAGAACACCCUGUCUUCGACGGGCUACUCCCCUGGCACCCGCAAGCGGAAAAGCAGGAAGCCCUCGCUCUCCUACGACCCCAACGCCUCCUCCACCGACGGCUCUGGGGAGCGAGAGGAAGGGCUGCCGGAGGAGAGGCCGCCCUCCGGCUGCAACAGGCCCCUGAUGAACCGCAUGGAGAGUCGGUCUGUGGAGGCCGAAAUGACCCGGGGCUUCCCAGAGCCCUUCUUGGCCCAGGCCCGGCUGGCGUGGGAAGCCCAACAAGCUCACUACCACAUGAAGCAGCGGAGCAGCUGGGAUUCCCAGAAAGACGGCUCGGGCUACGAGAGCGACGGGGCCCUGCCUCUCCCCAUGCCGGGCCCCGUCGUGCGCGCCUUCAGUGAGGAUGAAGCUUUGGCCCAGCAGGAGAACAAGCACUGGAAGUGGAACACCUUCGAGAAGCUGGGCUUUCCACAGAUCUUGCUGGAGAAGAGUGUGUCCGUGCAGACGAACCUGGCUUCCCCCGAGCCCUACCUACAUCCGUCCCAGUCCGAGGAUCUGGGCGCCUGUGCGCAGUUUGAGAGCAGCAGACAGAACAGGAACAUGAUGCCUAGCACCAGCUGUGUCUUCCCCACUUUCAACCUGAGGAAGCCUUCCUCAGAGACGGACAUUGAGAACUGGGCCUCCAAGCACUUCAACAAGCACACGCAAGGCCUCUUCCGACGCAAGGUCUCCAUCGCCAACAUGCUGGCUUGGAGCAGCGAGUCCAUCAAGAAGCCCAUGAUCAUGACCACUGACCGCAAUGUUAAGAAGGAAGCUUGCGAGAUCUUCAAGCUGAUCCAGAUGUACAUGGGGGACCGGCGGGCCAAGACGGACCAGCUCAACGUGGCUCUGGAGAUUGCCACCAAGGGCUGGAGCAUGCAGGGCCUCCGGGACGAACUCUACAUCCAGCUGUGCCGGCAGACCACUGAGAACUUCCGUUACGAGAGCCUGGCCCGAGGCUGGGAGCUCAUGUCCAUCUGCCUGGCCUUCUUCCCACCUACCCCCAAGUUCCAUUCGUACCUGGAAGGAUACAUUUACAGGCACAUGGAUCCGGUGAACGACACAAAAGUGACUCAGCACAUUAAAGAACUCCUGGAAAGGAACAGUAAGAAGAAGUCCAAAUUGAGAAAGAAACCCAAGCCCUAUAUCGAAGAAAACGAUGGGGUGGCCAUCAGCACUUACGCCAAGUAUUGCUACAACAAGCUUCAGAAAGCCGCGCUGACCGGAGCCAAGAAGGGCCUGAAGAAGCCAAACAUCGAGGAGAUCCGCCAUGCCAAGAAUGCCGUCUUCAGCCCCUCCAUGUUUGGGAGCUCCCUGCAAGAGAUUCUGAACAUGCAGAAGGAGAGGUAUCCCGACCGGCAGCUCCCGUGGGUGCAGACCAGGCUGUCGGAGGAAGUGCUGGCCCUCAACGGAGACCAGACCGAGGGCAUCUUCAGAGUCCCCGGGGACAUCGACGAGGUCAAUGCCCUCAAACUGCAGGUCGAUCAGUGGAAAAUCCCCACUGGCUUGGAAGACCCUCAUGUUCCUGCCUCUUUGCUGAAGCUCUGGUACCGGGAACUGGAGGAGCCGCUGAUCCCCCACGACUUCUACGAACAGUGCAUCACUCACUACGAGAACCCCGAAGCUGCCAUCGCAGUCGUCCACUCCCUGCCCAGGAUUAACAAAAUGGUGCUUUGCUACCUCAUCCGCUUCCUACAGGUGUUUGUGCAGCCGGGCAAUGUGGCGGUCACCAAGAUGGACGUCAACAACCUGGCCAUGGUGAUGGCCCCCAACUGCCUGCGCUGCCAGUCGGACGACCCACGGAUCAUUUUUGAGAACACCCGCAAGGAAAUGUCCUUCAUCCGGGUGCUGAUCCAGCACCUGGACACAAGCUUCAUGGAGGGGGUCCUAUAGCGGUGGUGCCGAGGGAAUCAGAACUGGACCACAUCGAGCCCCGCCCCCACCCCGGCCCCAGAAUCAAUCCAUUAACAAGAACUGUCCUUGAUGACGCAGCCAAGGGAACGGCGGGCUUGGUUGGCAGCGCGGUGCAGAGAGAGCAGCGGGACGCUCCCACGACUGUCUCGGCUGUGCCCCCGCCCCCCGAUCCGUCUCCCCGGCUGUCCUCCAUUCUUGCACUGGAGCCUCUCUGGGAUUCCUCUGGUGCUUCUCUUGCGGACCAAGUGGCACUGCCCCAACGCAAGCCCCUCUUGGAGGCACCACAGGCCAGACGUCCAGAGAAACCGUCUGCUUCCUGGGGGAUUCCUGUGGUCUGAGAAUCCCAAAGAGAGUCUGAAUUAAUGGGCAACCUGGUGACGUUCAGGCGAACUAUUGAGUUGGGGUGGUGGUGGGGUGGGGGGAAGAAGGCCUGCCCACCCUAGAUUAAGUUUGCGAUGUGCUUUCCUGGGCAACGGGGCACUAGAUUUGGGGGUUGGGGUUGGGAACCAAGGUAGUGAAGGCAAUGGUUGGAGUCAGGAAGGGCCUCUAACGCGGCUCAUUUUCAAGAUGGCAGCUGGGUCCCUUGGAGAUCGGAGGGCAGGGAUGGUGUGGGUAGCCGGGCCCAAGGGCAUCCCUGAGAAUACGAGGGGGACCCAGCCAAGCCCCAUUAAUCCAGACCCUCUUGGGGAGGAGACGAUGCAUAGUUGGGCACCCCAGAGGUGCGAUACAGUGCGGGGAGGAGAUCUGCUUAUCGUUAGGAGUAGCUGAACCCAUCAACAGGCUGUUUGUUAGUGAGGGCCGGAAGUGGCCGGGCCUGGGCACCGUUUUCUCGUGGUCCUCUCUUGUUAUUCCCCUUCCUUGUUCCAGCACAAUCACUGCCAGACGGGGCCGAGCCGAGCCGGGCCUCCCCCACUUCCUCCCUCCCUCUCUCCUGAUGGCCAACAAAGAGACCAGUAAUGCUGCUGGCCAGUGCAGGAUUUCAGAGCUGGCCAAUGAGGACGUUGGGCUAGGCUUGAUCGCCCUGGAAGCCACCGCGCCCGGCUUUCCUUGCCCGCCUUCCCGAUCCGUGCAUCCAACACGACUGGCACACGGAGCCAGCCAGAGUCAAGGAGCCGCCUUCCCGAGGCCUGCCUGAAAGGGCGGGCUCAGUGUGGGUACAUCCAUGGUGGGAGUGGGGCAGGGCAGCUGGGUGCCCCCCCUUCAGCCACACGAGCCCCCGAGCCGAGUCUGCGCUUUCCGUGCGGGAGAAGGAAUGAUGCAUGCAUAACUGCAUUUCCCUGCAUGGUGAAGGAAGCCUUGCCUUUGCAGGGACUUCUCCCACACUUGCAGUUUGGCAUUACAGAAGCACCGAUCGGAGUCCGGAGCAGGAGAUGACCCCAGGCAGGCAGCCGUCGGAGAGACGGGCCGAAGGGUCCCGAGAGUCCAGCCUUGAGCUUGCCCAGACCCCUCCCCCACCCCCCAUCCCAGGUCUCGUUCCCUGGCACUUGUUCUCCACAAGGGAGCCAGGAUCUCCGACUGACGGAGGGCGGGGGCUGCAGAACUUCAGGGCACCCCCACCCUCUUGGGCCAGUGACGUGAGCAGGCCAGAGAUCUUCCUCUCCCACUUACUAUCACCAAAGGGGAAAACCCCCGGAAAUUUGAGGGAGAAAAAAUAACAGCAGGUGUUGGUGAAAUGCUUCCUUUCAUCAACAAAGACCCUAGUUUGGUCGCUGGCUAUUCUGCAGAGGAACCUCGGCAUGCCAGUUUCUGAGACAUUAUUCUGCCUGAGACCAAUUUGCUGUCAAUAAUAGUCAAGAACACCCUAUAAACACCCCCCUGGGCCCAAACACACACAUAAGUCUCAAUUUGUUCUCCCCAGGGAAAGAAAGCCAGGCGUGGAGAGCGCCAGUUCUUCCCAUGGCUUGAAAACGUUGGAGCCCUCUCUGGCCAGGACUGUGUGGGGAAAGGCCUCUUCUCCGGUCCACCAGCCCCAUCCCGCCUCCCCCAGGAAGGCCAGACCUUGUUCUCUGCUGACGGUGGGUGGAACGAACAGCCCCCGGGGGCUCCGUUUCAGAGACUGGCUUGCCUCCUUCCCUUGCACUGGCAUUCACGUCCUCUCCGGCAGGCUUGAGUAAUCCGAGCGGAGGGAGCCGUCACCUCCAGCCCCCUGCUUUUCUUGACAGCCCAGGGCCCUGACCCACAGAGCCACACCGCCCCAUCUGCCAAAAUCCUGACGCCAAGCUGGCCAUAGACGGAUGGAGCGGCCAUGCAGGGCCCCUUUCUUUGCACUCCUCCCAGCCGGGCGAUGGUCCCCGCCCUUGGGAGAGGGAGUCCUAUAGAGAGGCCACCUUCUCCCCACCCUGCCCCUUCUUGCCUAGUCCAGGUGCAACGCUCAUCCCCUUGCUAAGAGGCGGUGGGGGAGAUUUGGGGAGUGAGGGUGGCCAAAGCGUUUGCACAGCAGGGAUGUCCCUUCCAGGCUCCGCUGCCACACCUGCCCCUGCCCAGUGAGCCACGCCUCAAGAUCCGUGGCUUCCAGCUCAGGGGUCGUUCUCACUUGGCCCUUGAAGGGAGAACUCAGCCACUGUCGGCCGGGCCCAUGGCUGCUGCUCACGGAUGCUGCUUCUUCCAUCCCAGAGAGUGGGCAUGUUGGUUCUCCCACCGAACUCCUCCAUAUUUCUUUUGCUGUGUGGCCGCUCAGCCUCUUCCUGGCCAUCUUGAGCCUUUGAAGCAUCCCCUCGGAGGGUGGUUUCCAUUCAUGCUCGGAUCCUGGGCGGGCUGAUGAGCAGCACCGGGCACGUUCCUGGCAUCUCUCCAAAGAAAGUGCCUUUUAUCGCUAAAGGAGACCCUGAAAGAACCAGCCACUCCCUCUCCCUAGUUAUACGGAGUGGCAUCCAAAACAAGCCAUGAGAAGAGAGAGGUGAGCACUUUCUUGCCUUCCGUGGCUUCUUGCCUGGCUGUGAGCCAAGGUCUCCGAUCGAGGCUCCCAAAGGGUGUCCACCACCUUUGCUUGUUCCAGCGUAUUUGUGACAGAGUCACUUUGGGCUGUGUGUUUAUUCCAGUGCUGAGUCCCAUGCAAAUAUGGGCACUGGAGUGGACACUGAUCCGUGUAACUCAGCAACACAGGAAAGUAAUAGGUGAAGGGCUUUAAAAAGGCCUAGCAUAAGACAUAGAGUAGGCCCAUUUGGUGUCCACCAGCUGCGAUAACAGAAAAAUGUACCUUGCAUAGAAAGUGGAAGGAGGAAAAGGUUCUCCCUUUCAUAUGUGAAUUUUGGAAGCUGAGGAUUUCGGGGAAAGUUGAAUAGCUUGCAUCCAAGGAAUCUGUGGGAUCCGCAGAGUUUGGAGACAAUGUCGAGGAGUGGGAGGUCAACUGGGACUGAGCAGGGGUACCGGGAAGCAGAGGAAAGGUCUGUUACCAAGACAGCCCCAGGGCAGAUUCACUCCGUUGCUCCACGGGGGAGCUGUAACAUCACCAAGUCUUCCAGACUGACCUUCCCUGACCACCCACCGUAAGGGCAAGCCCACCCCCCACCCCCGCCCACUGUCUUCCCUCUGCAAGCCACCCCUUUGCUUCGAGAAUUGGAACCAAGAAAGGAAGCCAUGGAAAGAGGCUUGGAAAUCAGUCCUCCCCGCUGGGAGACGGGGAAGCCCUUCCCCUCGUGCACUCCAAGGUGCCAGCAUCUGGCUGGUGGUGGCCGUGGCCGUGGCCGGGGAGACGCGGCCCUGGGUUCCUGGAGCCCUCUGUGCUGCCGUGGCUUCAGGAAGGCUGGAGCCGUCGUGGCAGGCAAGCUGGCCUCCGCAUCCACAGCCCAGGGUAGUGGGGAAUUUGAAACCCACCCACCCACCCCCGUCUGAUCAAGAAGGGGGUCUCAUGCCGGAGUACACCACCCCCAUGGAGUCAAACUUGCAGCGAUCCCAGCCAGCGUGUCUACAUCCCAGGCCAGGAAAAAUUUAUUCUGUAGAGCAGGGGUUCUCAGCCUGGGGUCCCCAGAGGGUGUUGGACUACAACUCCCAUCAUCCCCAGCCUGGGGCCAGUGUGGCUGGGGAUGAUGUCGUCCAGCCGAGUCCGAGGAGCCAAGACCGAGAGCCCUUGAUAUAGAGGUAUAAGCGGGGAGGGGGAAUGGCUAACAACAUAGUUUUAAUCCAGAGGUGUAUAUAUCUUAUGACCCAUUGUUGGGGCUUUUUAUUUGUAUGAAAGAUGCUCUAAUCUUGACUUCGCUAUUUAUUUCAUUGCUGUUCCAAAAACCCUCCUCAUUCCGUUUGGCCAGAAAUAUAUAUUUAUUCCCUCCCGAUUGGUGACAGAGCUUUCUAAUUAGGACAAAGGCGUGCCCACAGACAGUCUGUACCCAGAGGGUUGGCCUGUCUUCAGACAGAAGCCUUUCACAACUGAUUGAUUCCCCACCUACCCCCUUAAAACAUGGUGUUUUUAAUGGGAUGUGCCUGAUGAAUGAAUAAGAUGGAAAUGGAUUAACAGCUCAGAUGGGACCCUUCCCCCUUUGGCUAGACACACCCUCCCCAUCAUGAGACCCCAACCAUUUUUCUUCCCUUACUCUGCAAACCUAGCUUUCCAGCAAGUUGCUUUGGGUAACCUUCAGGAGUUUGCUUCCUUGCAGAGACAGUCACUCACUGCCCGUGGAAUUGCGGAAUUGCACUGCUUUCAGUUACGAGGGCAAUUCUGUCCAGAUGGCCUCUGCCUCUCUCGCCUCGGCGGUCCCUCAAAGCUAAACCCGCGGAGGGGUGCAGCUCUUGGGCUUGCCUGUGGCUUGUCUUCACGCCACCAGGCAGCUGACUUGUGUUAUCUGCGGGGUGGUGUGCAUCUCUUAUGCGCUGGUUGCGUGCUGAUGGGCGGCUGAGAGGUUGGGUCUCUGCAUCAGUCCCUGCAUGGGACAUGGGAGCAGUCCUGCCCGCUGCCAGCUCGUUACUAGAUCUGGAGGUGUCUUACAGCCACCCCUGUGCUAAUGGGAGGUACCAAUCCAGCCCGUGCACCCGUCACCCCGCGUAAAUUAUCAGUGAGUGGAGAUCAGCAUUACCAUGCUGCCUACUAAAGACACUCAUAUCUCAUGCAAGCUACUAGCUACCAGCAUCCAGAUUUUAAGAACAGUGUCUGGUUCAUAAGGCACAGUUAAAAAAAGAAGUUAAUUGAAAUGAGAAUAAUUACUUGGUUUUAAACACAGGAUGAGCAAAGAGCUUCACCGAAUCAAGUGCCUUAACACCUUCAUGGGCUGUUACCUAGCAAUGACCAAGCUAUACCCUGAGCCAUUUAUCCUUGCAAAUUCAAUUUUCUGUGGAGUGUUGCAGCCUGCGGUUUUCAGAAUGAGGUCAUCUCAGUGAAUUUACCUUUUUUAUUUUGAGGGGGUGCUGCUUGACACAUCUUGUUUUCUUUCCCCUCUUGCUUGCUUACCUUGGCAAAAUGGCAUUGCAAGCCACGCAAAUUUACAUCAUCUAGUCCUCCAGGAUGCUGUUUUUAUAUGGGCAAAAAUGCCCACUCUAAAGAGGCUCCACUGCAAAUAGUUUUGGUCCAUAAUAGAAAAGAAACCUUUGGAGAAAAAGCCCAUGUCCUGAAGCUAAUGAAGGAGGAAGGGAUCGAAAGGCAUGCGCCUGGGACCUCUGCAGAGAGAGUGUUGUGAUUGCAGGUGCAUCGGUUUCCAACAGACAGCCUUCCCAUUGUAUCUGAUUGCAAACUAUCUUGGCGACUUCCGGGACUAGCGCAAAUUAGAAGUGUGUGUGCCGCCAGCACACAAAAUGGGAGGGUCCUUGUACAAGUCCCGAGUCUCCUUUCAUCAAACCUGGCGAGGCAUUCAGAAGCUGGGAAAAUGCUUGCCCCACUGGGUCAUCUCCUCCACCCCAAGCAUCUUCCUGUGAUGGCGCUGAACAAAGCCCAGCCGGAGCGUAAGGGAAGUGGCGGGUGGGUGGCUUGAGUGGGAGGGCAGCAGAGACCCCACUCUGAACUUGACAGCUGAAGGACCGUCCGGCUGCAAGUGGGUCUGCUGCCACUCCAGCAGCAUGGGGGCAGAUCAAAGCAUGGGGGGGGGGGCUGAGCCCUAAGAGCGGCUCGCCAGAGAAAGCUGCUCUUCACACUAGGCGAGCCCAGCAUGGCGGGUGACGUUGCAGAGGCGCCCGGCUGUGCCCCUUGGGUUGCACACCACAGCCGCUUGGGGGUGGCCUGGAGCACGUCCGAUCUGGAGAGAGCCCUUUCUGCUCCUGCUGCUGCUUCAGCGUGUCAGGGCUCUGGGGAUAGGGACCAAGACGGGAGCAGCGCAGCAAAGGAGGCCCAGGUGUGUUGACCCCACCGCCACUGCCAGGCUGAGCCCUGGAACCUGUCGCCACUCUGGAUCCGAGUCAUGUGGGCGGUAGGCAACGCCUGGGCUGGGCACUAAAGCAUCCCUCCUCUCUCUGUUCCCAGCAUGCCACAAAUGUGGUGCACAGCCCACAGUCCCACCAGGAACAACACUUGUGCACAGCAUCCCCCGAGUGCACAGGCUGAAGCCCCAUCCCCCCCCCGGCCGUAGCACUUAGCAGAAGCUCCGCCUGCUGUCCCUGGCUGCUGCCAGGACGAGCCCUGUGCCCCGGGCCGAGUCUGCCUGUGAUCAGAGCACUCCAGAAUCUGCCCCGGAGUACAGCGUUUGUCCCGGUAACCAGCGGACGGAGCAUCCGAGCACCUCAGUGCACAAGUUCAGCCUCCUGCUUUUUCGAACAGCCGAACCAGGCCAAGGAUUCACUCAGACUGGCGGGGAGCAACUUGGCUUGCGGCGGGUCUGAGUGGCUGCUUGGAGCAGUUCCCUUUAAAUGCACCCCUGCUGCCCCACCCCCACCCUUUGAUGGGCAGGUUUCAUUUCCUCUUUUAAGCUUCUUUUCCUCUCUUUUAAAAUGUGUCUAUUUUUUUACUUUUUAAUAUAGUUUUAUUAAUUUAUUUAAAAAGAUGGCGCCUCCCACCCUGCCAUUUCUCUUUGUUUGCUAGGAUGGGAAUUUCUGUCUUGACUCCCCCCCCCCCCACCAGAUUGCAUAAAAACAUAAAGACAGGUGGACAAGAGCACAGAGAACCCCAAAGCCAUAACUUCAGAUGGCCCAAACCCCAAACCCCAUUGGCCGCAAGACAGCAAACGGAGUCCCGUGUCCAAAGUGAAGAAACUUAAAUGUGCUUUGGAGGCACAGGCGUUAAGCAUGCUGACUUCCUUGGCUACGAGACUGUCCGUGUUUUAGACAGCCACGUUUGGGAAGCAGCUUUUAAGGGACUGCCCAUUUGGCCAAAACCAGCCAGUGAAACAGAGCCUCCACUUGUAGCUCCUGCUCUUGCAAAAAAAUCUCCAGUUAAUUGAGUCGGAGUGCCUCCAUCUGUGGGGCUGAUGUGCAUGCCCAGGCCUGGCUUGUUCCAGUCCCUUGACACCCUCCCCUGCACCCACCUGCCACUUGAGCUAAUUGUCUAAUUAAUUCUUUCCUCUUUAGAGCCUCCCAUCACUCAGCUAGCCUGCUUUAUCACCUCUGCGGGAUCAACCAGUAGCUGCUCUGUAGGAUUGUGACCGAGGAAGAAUGCCCUAGAAUUGGUGGGGGCGGGGAGGAGAGGUAGCCAAGGAGCAGGGAGGUCUAUUCCCCCCCCCCGGCCAGCCACCCCCCCAAAAAAACCAGCUGUAUCCCUUUGGGAGCUGCCUGAAUGGGAGAGGAUGUGUUUCCACUUCAGCCUGCAGGCCUCUCUGUCUGCCUGCUUAGCCUAAGCAAGAAACGCGGCUUCCUUUGUGGUGCAGGCUGACCUUCUGCUCCCACAUCGCUGCCAUCACAAGCAGAAUUCUCUGAAAGCAAUUAAGCUGAUUUGUUGUGGGGAAUGGAUGGUUCAUUCCUCACAGCGAUACAAAUGCGGAGUGUUCGACUGAGCUGUGCUGCAUAAAAGAGCAGUCAGUAGCAUUAUAAGCCAUAGGUGCUCAUGCCCCAAAUGCUGUUAGACUACAACCCCCAUCAUCCCUCGCUACAGUGGCUGGGGAUGAUGGGAGUUGUAGUCCAGUAACAUCUGGGGAAGCAAGUUUGUGAACCUAUAUUAUAAGCAGUGCUUUCGCAUCUCUCAGUUCAGAUUGUUUUUCAGGGUUGGCCAUAUUUCAGGAACAGUUUCUGAAACAGUUGGCUUUGUUGAACAUCUUCAAACUAUCCUUGUCUCAAGAUUCACUGUAACAGCUACCUAUGAGUAAAACAGUUACUCAUUUGUUAUUUUCAAUUUGCCUAUAUUUAAUCGGGGGGGUGGGGGAGAUCCAGAUUGGACAGAAGGCCUGGAUUUUUGUCCAAUUUAAGGGCCACCUCAAAGAAAUGUGUCCAUUUGGAGGCAGAGAUGCCCCAAGUGGCAAGAUGGCCUUUCUUGGUCUGGGUUGAAAUUGUGUGACCCACCCUCUGUAGGCAGACAAGCCCUCCCACACGUGAGCAUGGCAGCCUGUCCCCACAGCCACUUGGGGGCUGGAAAAACCUUGCCGAGACCAGGUCCCAGCCCAUGGCAAGCUGGUCACGCACCUUCACUGCCACAGGCAGGAUCCAGCUUUUGGCAGACCAUCACCAGUGGCUUGAUAUGGGCAGAGUUUUUCUCACAGCCCACCAGUAAAUCCAUCCCAGUGGUUGUGCCAAUAGGCCCAGCACCAAGAGACUUGUGUGUGAUCAUCUCAACCCUUUCAGACACAUUGCAGGAUACUUGGCGGUCUGUGGAGUGUGCCAGAAAUGGUUGAGCAAAACGACUGCCGGUUUACAAUGAAGAAAGCAGCUAUGAAUAAGUUCGGACCCUUGGCUCUCCAGCUGCUGCUGAACUACAGCUCCCAUCAUCCCCAGCUGCAGUGCAGCUGGGGACAAUGGGAGUUGUAGUUCAGCAGCAGCCAAAAAGCCAAGGAUGUCUGCUCACGUUUGGAGAUCAGCAGAUUACCAACGGACAAGAAUCUGGGUUUCAGGAUAGCCAUCGAACUACAUCCCCACCUGUCAUUCCCUUCCCUGCAGGGUUUACUUAGCUCAAAUGCCACCUUUCCCCCAAACUAGUGGUGCAGCAUCAGCCUUGGAAUGGAACUGAAUGCCACCAUAGGACUUUGUUCCUUGUUCGAUGCUUCUCUUCUGACCCAUGGUGUGGUUAGGUGUGUGCGUGCAUGCGCAUGUGAGCAGAGCAGAGCAGUUACCGCCUGAACUGAUUUUUUGGGGGGUACAAAAUUAGCCUUGGGGCUGGGAUGGGGUGAUGCACCCUGCCUUUGAGUUUCCCUCCCCUUCCUUUCCAACGGCCUGAGAAUCAGGUCCCUUACACUCCCACCCAGGUCCUGGAUGUUUUCCUUGGACAAUCACCUCAGGCACUGGGCAAGCAGCAAGUAAGGUGGGCUUCCCGGUCACUCGAACCCGUGACCCGACGGAGAUGGAAGGUUUCCAGGCCAACCAGGCCCUCCGAGGCCAUUUAGAGGGGCAACCUACUGUGUAACGUUGUCUGGCUAACUCUUGUAAUUACGAAGCAUGGAAAUGUAGAAGCAACUCCAUGUUGUGUGAAUAAAGAUGAAUAUGGACAUCU